CAAGUCCUAGUUCUAUCCAGAUUCCAACUCCAAACUCAAAUGCGUUUCUCUACUACUCUCGCUAUCCUCGCCUCGGUCGCUGGUUUUGCCAGCGCUGCUGACAACCGUCUCCUCUACAACAUCCCCAGCUCCGAGACCCCAGUCAGCUUCGCUGUUGCCUUCGGCAACGCUUGCGCAACCUACGCUCCGGCCAUCGCCGCCGGGCUCACCUUCGAGGCUUUCCAGGUCCAGCCUGGCAACUUCCAAGGCCAGAACACACAGACCCAGGCCAAGAUUUUCUGCAGUUUCUGGGACGCUGCUCACGUUAUCACCACGUUCACCGACGAGGUUGCUACCUCAGUUGGCGCCACUGCUGCUUGA
Molecule: messenger RNA, 360 nt
Organism: Mycena indigotica
Lineage: Eukaryota; Fungi; Basidiomycota; Agaricomycetes; Agaricales; Mycenaceae
Product: Glycoside hydrolase family 81 protein
Exons: 3
Coding region: 40-360 (106 amino acids)
Source: RefSeq, a predicted model, not a curated record